GUAGGCCGCUUUAGGCAUACGAAUAAGGACGGAUUCGGUGUUUUAUCAAAGAUGCUCAUGCGCAAUAACUACUUCCUUUCUAAACAACAACAACACGAGCAAGGCAUUAAAAUUUCACAACAUUGUUUUUCACCCUAAUUUGAACUGAACUGUUAUCAAAAUGCCUCAGAAUGAACAUAUUGAACUUCACAGAAAGCGUCAUGGCUACAGACUUGACUACCAUGAACGGAAGAGGAAGAAGGAGGGGCGUAAGCCUCAUGAAAUGGCAAAGAAGGCAAAGAAAUUGAGGGGCAUAAAAGCAAAGCUAUAUAAUAAACAGAGACACUCAGAGAAGAUACAAAUGAAAAAGACUAUAAAAAUGCAUGAAGAGAGAAAAACAAAACAAAAAACUGAUGAAAAUGUUCCUGAAGGUGCUGUUCCAGCAUAUCUGCUCGACAGAGAGGGUCAGAGCCGGGCCAAAGUAUUAUCAAACAUGAUAAAACAGAAACGAAAAGAGAAAGCGGGUAAAUGGGAAGUACCUCUACCAAAAGUUAAGGGAAUGAGUGAAACAGAAGUGUUCAAGGUUAUAAAAUCAGGAAAAACUAGACGGAAAGGUUGGAAGAGGAUGGUGACAAAAGCUUGCUAUGUUGGUGAAGGGUUUACACGAAAACCACCAAAAUUUGAGAGAUUUAUACGACCUAUGGGUCUUAGAUAUAAUAAAGCUCAUGUUACACAUCCUGAACUGAAGGCUACAUUUCAUCUCCCCAUCAUUGGUGUGAAGAAAAAUCCUACAUCACCACUGUACACAUCUUUAGGUGUUCUCACAAAGGGUACCAUAAUUGAGGUUAAUAUUAGUGAACUUGGACUUGUCACACAGAGUGGUAAAGUAGUAUGGGGAAAAUAUGCACAGGUUACAAAUAACCCCGAAAAUGAUGGAUGUAUAAAUGCUGUCCUGCUAGUGUGAUCCAACAAAGGAACUCAAAGAAAAAAACUGAAAAAUAUAACCAAAAAAAAUAGAAAAAAAUUCAAAGAAGAAAAUCUCUGAUUUAAAUACCAUCUAGUACGAAUCAAGACUUGUUAAGAAAAUGAUUUUGCAGCUUAUAAUAAUGCCGAUGUUGUUUCAAUUGUUUGACACGCGUUUCAGUUUAAUUUUUCCUAGUUUGUAAGAAAAAAAUGAAGAAACAGUUGUAAAAUGAAAUGAUUAGCAAAAUGCAAAGCAAAACUGCAUAUAAUCAGUAAAUUUGUUUUUGUUUCAUUGCUCUGUGGAAUUAAUAAAUGUAAGAGAGAUUUAAAGUUG
This is a messenger RNA of Ruditapes philippinarum (Manila clam), 1276 nucleotides long. Its product is annotated as ribosome biogenesis protein NSA2 homolog. NCBI's taxonomy places the organism in Eukaryota, Metazoa, Mollusca, Bivalvia, Venerida, Veneridae. Gene Ontology annotation, biological process: maturation of 5.8S rRNA; maturation of LSU-rRNA. The coding region runs from base 161 to 943 and encodes 260 amino acids. The transcript is spliced from 8 exons. Gene Ontology annotation, cellular component: nucleolus; preribosome, large subunit precursor. The record is from RefSeq and is a predicted model, not a curated record.